AUGGCACUCUUCAUACCGAUGAGUCUUGUCCCUCUCUGUUUUCCAAGCCCUCCUACCCCAAAGACGGAAUUCCAAACCCUGCCAGCAGAAAUCAAGCUUCUCAUCAUUGACCAGCUUGAUCGUGACACCUACACACUGAGCCAUCUGGCUGCCUGCAGCAGGGAGCUAUAUAACAUGGCGAUCCCUGCACUAUACGCCAAUGUGUCUUUGGGAGCUGUCCCUCAUUACCGGAUGUGGCCCGGUUUGGCAUUUCCCGCUGAUCGUCGUUCUGUAACUUCCUCUCUUCCAGGAAUUAAUGUUCGCUCUCUCAUGACAAAUAAACAGAUCGAACGCUUUCUUAUUACAAUCCUCCGCAAGCCUCACCUUGCAGAAUUCGUGAAAUCCCUCGAUGUGACCGACCUACACGACCUUUGCUUCGAGCACAGGCAGAGUAGUACUCAGAGAAGACAGCUUCUUCUUAAUCCCCUCGCUCCUCAAGACCAUCAAAUGAUUAUGGACGCCGCCAUGAAGUUGCCUUUGUAUUCAACAAUCAGGGUGGCGAUGCGCAAAGCCCUUGGUGGCGAUGUACCCCGGUCAGAUGCCAUGGUAGCUGUUCUUCUGGGGUACCUGCCUGCCCUAAAGCACCUCGAAAUCGCGAUGGAGAGUGAAGACCCAUUCCGCGAACCGCAAACCACGGAGUUGAACCUUAUUGAACGUGUUCUGAUCAGUAUCGCCGGUGCGCGCUCGGCUCAGACCGACGAAAAUGGCAUUUCAAAUGCUCUUACACCUACGCUGUCUAAGCUCACCCACCUAAAGGCCGAAGUCGACGGAAAAUCGCCCAUGGCUGACAUUGACUGGCUCAUGAUGCUUCUUCGAAUUCCCACGUUGACCCACGUAUUCGGCACCAAAUGGUCCAACGCACAACGGUGGCUGCGACCUGUACCUGGCAGUUCCCAUCGCCUCGUUCACCUUGAACUUCGCGACUGCACUUUUGACGCCCUGAAUCUUCGAAGACUGCUCCGACAAACCCACAUCUUGAAAACCUUCAUCUACGAACGCGGGUGGACAGAGGCAAAAGAUUGGGUCGUGAAGGCUGCGGACCUCAGCCAAGCGCUUCAGUACAGGUCUCAGACCCUGACCUGUCUUGAACUAUCAUUCAAUCGAACCGAUAGAAAGAUGCACGAAGAAUUGUAUCUUCAUCCUCUCAACCUAUCGGGGCUUUCUCAUCUGAAGAGACUCCGAAUUUCGGCCGGCUACCUUGUCCAGACUGAAACAAAAUUGGCACACUAUGAAGGUCGUCACUGGCGGUUAUAUGACGUGGAUGGAGCAUACAACAGAAAUCUGCCUUUGCACAAGCUACUUCCAGAGUCACUUGAGGAGCUACACAUCAUUCAAAUCCUAGAUGUUCUCGAAUUCAUGCUCUUGUGUGAGAAGCUGUGCGCAAGUCUUCAGAGCAGAACAGUUCCCAUGUCGCCGGAGCCUCGCCACUUCGAAUGCCUGAAAGAGAUCAAAAUCGAGGCUCCCUUUGAGGGCGAAGGUGAGUGUAUCUUUUCGGAGCUCUCCAGAGUCACAAACCAGGCUGGAGUGAAGUUGACAACAAUCGAAAACUCCGCCGAGUAUGUCAAGUCCUGGAUUACCGGCAAAUCGAAACCAUCAUGUGCCGACAAGAAGAUUGACUGGGGGUUUGACGGCGAUGUCCGAUGGGCACGUCCUUUCAUUCAGCGAGGAGUGACACACUGGUAG
This is a messenger RNA of Penicillium psychrosexuale, 1722 nucleotides long. RefSeq lists its product as uncharacterized. NCBI's taxonomy places the organism in Eukaryota, Fungi, Ascomycota, Eurotiomycetes, Eurotiales, Aspergillaceae. The record is from RefSeq and is a predicted model, not a curated record. The transcript has a single exon. Bases 1 to 1722 code for a protein of 573 amino acids.